Didymodactylos carnosus is the source of this 7479-nucleotide messenger RNA. The record is from the annotation of a GenBank genome assembly. Lineage: Eukaryota; Metazoa; Rotifera; Eurotatoria; Philodinida; Philodinidae.
AUGCCAUCAAUAGACCGUCGAUUGAAUUACGAUGUUGGAGGUGACGGUGUUAAUCAUAAUGCUACUGUGAAAGAUCAUGGUGAAGAUUUCGUUAUAUCCGGAGUUUCAGUGAGGUGUCCAGAGUCUGACAAUAUUGAUGAGUUUGCAAAAAAUCUCUUUGAUGGUGUCGAUAUGGUGACAGCUGAUGAUCGACGAUGGCCAGAAGCUACAUUUGGUUUACCAACAAGAAAUGGAAAAUUAAAGAAUGUUAAAUAUUUUGAUGCUGCAUUUUUCAAUGUUCAUCCCAAACAAGCCCAUCAAAUGGAUCCACAAUUAAGACUAUUAUUGGAGGUGACGUACGAAGCGAUUGUCGAUAGCGUCAAUCCUUCAUCAAUACGUGGUAGUCGAACUGGUGUUUUUAUUGGAGCCAGCGGUUCUGAUGCACAAAAUGCGUUUUCAAAUGAUCCAGAAACUUUAGAAGGUUAUUCGAUGACAGGAUGUGCAACUUCGAUGUUUGCAAAUCGAUUAUCAUAUUUUUUUGAUUUUAAAGGUCCUAGUUAUACCGUUGAUACGGCUUGUUCAUCUAGUUUGAUUGCACUUGAUUGUGCAUUAAAUUCAUUGCGUACGGGUGGAUGCGAUUCAGCUAUUAUUGGUGGUGUAAAUUUAUGUUUUCGUCCACAAACAUCGUUACAAUUUUUAAAAUUACAGAUGUUAUCUGCAGAUGGUGCAUGUCGUGCCUUUGAUUCAACUGGCAGUGGUUAUGUGAGGAGUGAAACAGUUGGGAUUAUCUAUAUUCAAAAGCGUUAUGAUAGUAAACGGUUUUAUGCAACAUUAUUACAUUCAAAAACGAAUACAGAUGGUUUCAAGAAAGAAGGUAUCACAUUUCCAAGUGGUCAUGUGCAGCAGCGAUUACUUGAAGAUAUUUAUAAAGAAAUAAAUUUGGAUCCGAGAAUGAUUGUAUAUGUGGAAGCUCAUGGCACUGGUGAUCCGCAAGAAAUGAAUUCGAUAACAAAUGUAUUUUGUAAUAAGCGUGAUGGACCAUUAUUAAUUGGAUCAACAAAGUCAAAUAUGGGACAUCCUGAGCCAGCUAGUGGUAUUGCUGCAUUGGCAAAAUUAUUAAUUUCAAUUCAACGUGGCUACAUACCAGGCAAUUUGCACUUUAACAGUCCAAAUCCUGACAUAUCUGGCUUAACGGAUGGACGUUUACAAGUUAUAACAGAAAAAACGAAAUUGAAUGGUGAUUUCUUAGCAAUUAACUCAUUUGGAUUCGGUGGCUCAAAUGCUCAUGCUGUUUUAAAAGCAAAUAGAAAUAUUAGUUAUCCUAAAAAUGAUUCUCGUCAAGAAAAACGCUUAGCAACUAUUUGUGCAAGAACAGAACAGGGUUGUGAGACGAUCUUGAAUUGUCUGAAAGAAAAUCAGCACAAUAUUGAAUUACAAGCAUUAUUGGAAGAAUAUUCUACUCAUCCGCCACAUACAAUGCCUUAUCGAGGUUUCUGUUUAUUGAACACGUCAAAUCCGACAGUAACAAUUAAAAAAUGUUUAAGCGAAAGGCGACCGAUUUACUAUAUUUUUUCUGGUAUGGGUACACAAUGGCCUGGCAUGGGCAAAGAAUUAAUGAAAGUAAAACAUUUUCGACAAUCAAUUGAAAAAUCUUCGCGAGUCUUGGAACAGUAUGGAAUAGAUUUAUGUAAAUUAAUUGAAACUGGUGAUGAAGUUGAAUACGAUAAAACAAUAAAUAAUUUUGUCGCAAUUGCUGCAAUACAAGUUGCAUUGGUCGAUUGUCUUAAACAAUUAGGCAUCCAGCCCGAUGGCAUCAUCGGACACAGUGUUGGUGAAUUAGGCGCAAUGGCUGCCGUUGGACUAUCGUGGGAUAAAUGUGGUGAAAUAUGUCCAAAAGAUGUUGUGCCUGCAUGUCAUAAUGCCAAAGACACAGUAACAGUAUCAGGUCCCAAAGAGAGCGUUGACCGUUUUGUUGAAGAGUUAAAAGAGAAAGAUAUAUUUGCUCGUGCAGUACAAACAUCUGGUGUUGCGUUUCACUCACAUUAUAUGGUCAAAUUAGCUCCAUUAUUGAAAAAAUAUUUAGAAACUAUUAUUACAGAACCAAAAAAACGUAGCGAGCGCUGGAUAUCAUCGAGUGUACCAGAAAAACGUUGGAAUGAUGAAUUAGCUUUAUAUUCGUCUGCUGAUUAUCAUGUAAAUAAUUUGUGUAAUCCAGUAUUAUUUCAAGAAGCAUUACAUCAUGUUCCUUCGAACGCAAUAACAAUCGAGCUUGCACCACAUUGUUUGCUGUUAGCAAUACUAAAACGUUCACUAAGUCCCGAUUGUACACAUAUCAACUUUAUGAAAAAAGGAAAUAAUCAUGAUCAUAUUGAUUAUUUUUACACGAAUAUUGGUAAACUAUAUAAUGAAGGCAUUAAUAUGGAUAUAAUGAAUUAUUACUCUAAAGUUCAAUAUCCAGUACCAGUCAACGUUCCAUUUAUAUCUUCUCUUAUUUCUUCUCAAUGGGACCAUUCACAAGAAUGGCAAAUACCAACCUUUGAUAUGUUGGUCAAAUCGAGUAAUCAGUCAAAAUUAAAAUAUGAAAUUGAUCUAUCAGCAGCAUCACCAUCACCUUCCUCAUCAUCAGGUGAACAAACAGCCUAUUCAUUUGUGCUGGGUCAUCAAAUCGAUGGAAGAUGUUUAUUUCCUGCUACUGGUUAUCUAUUUCUUGCAUGGAAAACAUUAGCAACAUUUUAUAAUCAACCGUAUCAUGAUUUACCUGUCGUAUUUGAAAAUAUUCAAAUUCAUCGUGCCACAAUGUGUAAUCGUACAAAUAAAACAAUAUUUUACGUUAGUCUACUUCCGACAAGUGGACAAUUUGAAAUAAUCGAAAAUAAUUCAACUGUUGUUACCGGAAAAAUAUCAUCUACUAAAGAAUCUGUAUUAAAAAUGCAAAAUAUUAAAGAUAAUCUUGUCAAACAAAAUCAAUCAACAACAGCGACAACUACAUACUUAAAUUCAAAUGAAAUUUAUCGUGAUUUUAAUUUACGAGGUUACGAGUAUCAGGGUCUAUUUCGUGGUAUUAAACAAAUGAAACUUGAUGGUAUAUGUGGUACAUUAAAAUGGAAUAAUGAAUGGAUAUCCUAUCUGGAUACAAUGUUACAAGUACAUUUAAUUACCACAAAUGGUUUACAAUUACCUACAAGAAUAGAAUCAUUGAGAAUUGAUCCUCAUAAACAUAUGCAAGAAAUUGAAACAAACAAUGAAAAUGGUGAACAAACGUGUCCAGUUUAUGUUGAUCAUUGGAAUCAAUUAUGUUUUAGUGGUGGUAUUGAAUUAUUUGGUUUACAUUCAACAAGUACAACAAAAAAAUAUUUACAACAAGAACCUGUCUUAGAAACAAUGACAUUUGUACCCUAUAAUGAAACAAAUAUCAAAUUAACAAAUGAUCUAGACACAUAUUUUCAUAAAUGUGAACAACUAGCAGAAAGUAUUCUAUCACAGAGGGCCAAUACAUUGUCAAAUGGAGAUACUGUAUAUUCAUUAGAUGAAAAUGAGAAUUCUAGAAAAAAUAUAUACAAUUUAUUACAAGAAUUAAAACAACAACCCAAUUCUGUAUCGACUGAAACCUCUAUGAAUGAUUAUUUAGCAAAAAAUCAACAAUUAAUUACUAAUGAUAUUUUAUUUCGAAAUUUAAUUGAUCAUACAUGUUUUUGUUCAUGUUUACAAACUGUAUUAGACAAUAUAUCACCAUUAUUAUCAUCUUUAUCUAUAUGCGAAUUUAGUUAUUCUAAUAACAAUGAUAUAACUCAAAAAAUCUAUGAUUAUUAUUCUCAACAAACAUCGUUAAAAACAAUUGAUUAUACACUAAUCACAAAUGAUAAUAAUUCUAAUUCUCAAUUAUCUGAAAAUAUUCAAAUUUUUAAUUGGGAUUAUUCACAAGAAAAAUUACCUAAAACUCCUCUUGAACAAUAUGAUUUAAUUAUUUUAAAUACAUUUACAUUUCGUAUAAAUGAACCAGAUAUAUUUUUAAAUCAAUUAAUAAAAUUAUCUAAACAAAAUAGUUUUCUAUUUUUAUUAACAUAUACUGAACAAAAUAGUUUAUUGAAAUUUGUUAAUCGACAAUCCUAUAUUAUGGGUGAUACAUAUUAUUUGAAAACAAUAUUUGAAAAAAAUCAAAAAUAUACUCUUCUUUCUCAUAAAACAGAUAAUUUAUUCUCAAGUCUAUUUUUGUAUCGAACAAAUCAACAACAAUUAUUAAAAACAACGAAUAAUGAAACUGUUAAUAUUGAAGAGGAUGAAAAUGAAGAUAUUAAAAUUAAUUUAGAUAAAACAGAUUAUUCAUGGAUUGAAAUGGUUAAAACAAGUAUGAAGAGAAAGAAACGUUUUUGGCUUAUAUCAACAAAACAAGAGAAUGGAAUUAUGGGAUUUUUUAAUUGUGUAAGAAGAGAACCAGGUGGAGAGAAUGCUAGAUGUGUUCAUAUUCAAACCGAUGUAAACGAUACUAUAUCAUUUGAUUGUCUCUGGGAUGAAUUACAAGCUAAAGAUCUUGCUGUAAAUGUUUAUUGUAAUAAUUCAUGGGGCUCCUAUAUUCAUUCAGAAAUGAAAAGAGAAUCAAAUUGGAAUGAAACAGAUUUUGCACAUGUCAAUGUAUUGAAUCGUGGUGAUUUGUCAAGUUUAAUGUGGAUUCAAUCUCCAACAAUAAUAAAUUCAAUAAAAUAUGAUACAUGUACGGUUCAUUAUGCAUCACUCAAUUUUCGUGAUAUCAUGUUAGCAACAGGAAAAUUGAGUCCAGAUGCUAUUCCAGGUUAUUUAAAAAUGCAUGAUUGCCUAUUGGGAAUGGAAUUUGCGGGUAUAGAUUCUUCUGGUCACCGAAUUAUGGGUCUAUUAUCAGCAAAAGGUUUAGCAACAAAAGUAGAAAUUGAUCGUCGUUAUACAUGGCGUGUUCCAGAGACAUGGUCAUUAGAACAAGCAGCAACAAUUCCCGUAGUCUAUUCGACAGCUUAUUACGCAUUGAUUAUACGAGGACAACUAAAACAUGGUGAAACAGUUUUAGUUCAUGCAGGCACCGGAGGAGUUGGUCAAGCUGCUAUAGCCAUUGCUUAUAGUAUGAAUUGUCGAGUAUUUACCACUGUUGGUUCAAAAGAAAAACGUGAUUAUUUAAAAAAAUUAUUUCCACAAUUGACUGAUGAACAUAUAGCAAAUUCACGUGAUUUAACAUUUGAACAACAAAUAAGAUAUUCAACACAUGGAAAAGGUGUUGAUGUUAUAUUAAAUUCAUUAUCCGAAGAUAAAUUACAAGCGUCCGUUCGUUUAUUAGCUCAACAUGGACGAUUUCUUGAAAUUGGUAAAUUUGAUUUAUCACAAAAUAAUCCAUUAGGAAUGUCAAUAUUUUUAAAAAAUACCAGUUUUCAUGGAAUAUUAUUGGAUGCUUUAUUUUCUAAUAAUGAUGAUACAUCAAAUCUUGAUUGGGAACGUGUCUAUGAUCUUGUACAAGGUGGAAUUGAUUCAAAUGUUGUUCGUCCACUAGCAGCAAAUAUAUUUGAUUCAAAUAAUAUUGAACAAGCAUUUCGAUACAUGGCACAAGGAAAACAUGUUGGAAAAGUUGUUAUCAAAGUCUACAAUGAAUUGAAUCCUCGCAUACGUGCAAUACGAAAGACAUGGUUUUCACCGCAAAAAACUUAUAUAAUUACAGGAGGUCUCGGAGGUUUUGGAUUAGAACUUGCACAAUGGCUUGUUGAACGUGGUGUAAAAAAUCUCAUUUUAUCAUCUCGAACAGGGAUACGCAAUGGCUAUCAAAUGAAAAAAAUAAAAUAUCUAGAAAUUUUUUUUGAAACAAAUAUUUAUAUAUCAAAACAUGAUCCAACAAAUAAUAAACAAUGUCAUGCAUUAAUUGAUUAUGCUCACGAAAAAAUGGCUCCGGUUGGAGGUAUAUUCCAUUUGGCAGCAAUUUUACAAGAUGGUUUAUUAGAAAAUUUAGAUGUACAAAAAUUUCAACAAGUUAUUGAUAUUAAAUAUCAUGGUACAAUGUGUUUGGAUAGUGUAACACGUGAAAAAUGUUCUCAAUCAUUAGAUUAUUUUGUUGUAUUUUCAUCUAUCAGUUGUGGUCGAGGAAAUGCAGGUCAAACAAACUAUGGUUUUGCUAACUCAACAAUGGAACGUAUUUGCGAAAAACGUCGACAAGAUGGAUUACCAGCAUUGGCCAUACAAUGGGGUGCUAUUGGUGAUGUUGGCAUGGUGAUUGAAAAUUUAGGAAAUAAUGAUACUGUCAUCGGUGGUACUGUACCACAACGUAUGAUUUCAUGCUUAAAUACAUUAGAUAUAUUUCUACAGCAACAACAAAACGAGAUUAAAUCAGCAGUUGUGUCAAGUUAUGUAUUAGCUGAAAAAGUACAAAAAACAUCAAUUGUUACAACAAGUUUGUUGGAAACAAUUGCCCAUAUAUUAGGUAUUAAAGAUGCAAAUACAAUGAAUAAUAAUAGUACAUUAUCCGAUUUGGGUCUUGAUUCUCUGGGAAGUGUUGAAAUAAAACAAUUACUCGAACAAAAUUUUCAAUAUACAAUUACUCAUUCGAAAGAUAUUCAACAAUUAACAGUUAAAGAAUUAAAAGAAAUUGAUUCUAAGAAAGAACAGAAAAUAACUGUUUCAACAGAAGAAAAAAUCUUCAGUAAUACAUUAGAUACUCUAUUACCACAGAAUACUGUUGUAGAAUUAAAUGAUUAUUGUACAAAAGACAAGAAAAAUGAUAAUACGACAAGAUUAUUUAUUAUUCAUCCAGUUGAAGGACAUGUGAUGAUGCUAAGCGAACUAGCAAAAUGUUUACCAUUUCCAGUUUACGGUCUACAAUGUACACAAGAUGUACCCGAUGAAUUUAUUGAACAUACAGCUUCAUACUACAUAAAGAAAAUUCGUGAAAUACAACCAGAUGGUCCAUUAUCUCUCGCUGGUUAUUCAUUGGGUGCUUGUAUUGCAUUUGAAAUCGCUUUACAGUUAUCUCACAAUAGUAUCAAACAUUUAUUAUUGUUAGAUGGUUCUCAUUCUUAUGUUGCUGCACAUACAAAAAAUUAUCAUGCAAAAUUUGCAGAAAUAAAUCAAGCAGAAGCUGCAGUUUUAUAUUUCUAUAUGCAACAAUUUUUACCUAAUUUAGAUCAGAAAAAAAUAUUAUUUGAACUAUCAUCAUUACCAUCAUAUGAAGAUCGUUUAACGUUUGCUGCUGAACAAUUAGAUAAUAUUCUACAUUUCGGAAAAGAUAAUUUACGAUUAGCUGGACACAAAUUUCAUAAUAAAUUAUUUGCAGCUCACAAAUAUAUACCAUCAAGAAAAAUUGAUUGUCCAAUAACAUUAUUUCGUGUAAAAAUAAGUUCAGAAUAUAGCGAAACAAUUGGAGAAGAUUAUGGUCUUGAUCAAGUGUCAGAAAAACCCGUUCAAGUCAUUAUAACAUCCGGUGAUCAUCGCACAUUUUUACUCGGCUCAAAUAUUCGAACGUUAGCUAAGCAAAUAACCCAAAUUGUCCAACAUUGA